AUGAGCUCGUUUGCAGCGGCAGGGGAUAUCUGUGGCGUUCGUGGAGCAACUUAUCGAUUUCAGACUCACCAACUGCUUUUGAGAGGUGUUGCUGACUCUUGUGUGUCUGGUGUUCCCACAUACACUGUUUCUGAAGCUCAACCUCCUGCGGGGAAUUCCACUGCAGGGUCACGAGUGCAACGGCUGUUGCAGCAGCAGCGGUUGCAACAGGAGGCACAGCCGCAGCAAAAGCAAACGCAGCAAUACCAUGAGCAGCAGCAUGCUUGCGCUGCCAGUCCUCUAAAUGCUUUUGACCCAGGAAGAGUAUUAGAAGGGGCGUCAGGUCCAGAGAAAGGCUCCUCAGUGUUGAAUACAGCAAUAGUGACUUGGGGCGCGGGCUCGUCGCCACGGCCGGAGGACAUCAAGGUGCAGCGACGACAGGAAGCAUCAGGACUACCUGCUGAUUCAUCCCCCUCAGAAGGUAGGAAGCGACAUCAACAGCUGGGCAGUACCACAGGAGCACCAGAAGAUACGGCUUUCGCCACUUCCGACCUCUUUCCGAGAACCUCGUUACAACAGCAACUGCACCUGCAGCAGCAACGACUGCAAAAACAGCAGCAGCAGCAACAGCAACAGAGCCAGCGUGCUUAUUUGAGCGGCAAAACAUCGGGCGUGUUUAUUGCAUUUAGGCAGCUUGCGGCUGCUGCUGCAGCUGGUGCUGCCGCUGCUACAAGGAAGAGGUCUGCUCCGUCGUCUGGCCCUGGAUUGCAGUCACCAACGCACCGGCAACAGGAAGAGAGACAGCAGCGCGAGUCACUGGUACAGCUACCUUUGCUAACUUCUGCUUCAAGAAGCUCUCCACCUGCAGAUGCCAUCAAGCAUCACCGCGCGACACACGAUGUUGGAAAUACCAGACCUGAUGUGGCAGCUGCAGCUGCAGCAUCUUUAGCUGACGCAACUUCUGCGAGACUUUUGGAAGUCUCGUCAGCCUCCACAAGUGGGGCACGUUCUCCUGUUAUGCCAGCAGCAGUGGGGAUGCAGCAUCCGCUGAAGGCGGGACAGUGGCAGCAGCUUGAAGAUGAAGUGGUACCGAGUGCUGGUUACACCGGCGGCUCGUCUGCAGUCUGGAUUAUGCAGUGGUGCUAUUCUUUAGGCUCAUGCACUGCAGCAGCAACCCACAGAGGCCAAUUAGGUCCGGCAGCCUUACGGGGGGAGGCGGCGUCGGAUGCAGCGGAGGCAGCCAGAUGCCACUGCGUCGCAUCACGCAUGCCUGUCCUGCUGCGCGAUCAGCCUUCGCACCGACGGCAACGAGGGCAGCAGCAUCAGCAGCAGCAGGAAGAGGUACGAGUAAUCACCGUGCUCCAGCAGCGGCUGCUGCUACUUUGCUGCACGGAGGGUAGCUACCCUCCGCAGCUUAGGAGUGCUCUGCACCAGGAACUGGAGUACCAUAUGUUUAGAGCCGCCACGGCAAAGCGUGACCCAGCUGUUGUACUAGGAACAGGAGCAGCACUCGGUAAAGCACAUCCAGCGAACAAGGAAAGGGGCGGAGAGAAUGUUGCUGCAUCGGGAGACGAAACCACUCCACACACUGGAUGUGAGGACACUGCAGAAACAACAUCUCUAAAAGGUGCAGCUGCUGAACCUGCGGCUACUACAGACUCCUUACCAAGUCCACUUGCAACCGAUGGGGCAAGACAAGAGCAACACAAACUGCAUCUGCGGCAAGACGAAGGGCGGCAGUCCUUGAAACUGUCCUCGCAGUCCGAUGGGGAGCGGGGCGGAGAGCAGGCCAAAAGUGGAAAACCGGAAGGCGUGCAUCAUCAACAACAGAUGAAGAAUAAGCAGCAACAGCGGCAAGAACACCAUUCAAUUAAUCAGCACGGGGAGCAGCAGCACGAACUCUCAUCAAAAUGGGGAGGACAGCUUGUGUCGUGGACGUGGCGGCGGUCGUGCAUGCGGCAACGCCAGCCCUUAGAGCGCGAAGCAGCUGCGGCAGCUGAAGGAGUAGCAGUGGCAGCGGCUGCACUGUGUUACAGACCUCCAGCGCCUACGUCACUUGCAUUGCAGCUUUUGCUGCUGCUACUUCCACACGAUCUCGCAGUGCGCCUCCUCGCCAACACGACUGCGCAGUGCCAGCAACCUCAGCGACAGCAGCAACCGCAUCAGGUACAGCAAGCUGUGGGGCAGCAGGUGGACACGGAACAGCCGGGGAAGCUGCUCCAGCGUGAAGAGCCAAAGCGUUAUGCGGCGCACCAGGAACUGCACUACGGCAGCUGCGCUCCUCAUGCGGAGGGGCUACGAAGUGGGAACAGCUGCGCAGUGCCUUUUGACGGUGGCAGUUUGGUUGCUCUUGAGUUUGCAGGGGCGGUGGACGAGUCCGAGCAGCAGGAGGGAGCAAUAGACGGACUGGGAACGCAAAAGGGCGUGCGCAGUGAGCUACAUUCAAAGGAGCAGCAACAGGACGAACAGCUGUCCCGGCAGCACGUGAAACAGCAGCAGGACACGCAGCAGCAUGAUAACAUAGAUGGGCGAAUUCAGGAGGGCCAGACACUGCAAGAGGAUCGGGGUUCCCAGCAACUACAAGAGCGUAAGGAGGAUGCACAGACGGUAGCAGUUCCGCAGCGCCACAGUCGCUUGGAUCAAGAGCAACAACGGCAAAAGGAACUGGUGAAACAGCAGCAGAACCUACAAGAGGAGGAUGGCAACGCCGCUAAAUCGGCGGCGCCCGCUGCUGCUGCCGCCGGGAAAUUCCAUGCGAAUUCGCAGGACCCUCUAGCGAAGUCUGUUGUUGGGGGGAUCCUCGGGGCCCCUCAACUGUAUGGGAGAGGUUUCGUGCAGGGCAAACAGCUGCCCGCAUCUUUCUUGCGUCUGCACUUCAAUUUUGCAUCGCUCGACGCGGGAGCGCGGGUCAUUGCCUCGAGUCCUGGGAUGCAGCACAUUAAGGCGGUGCAACGGCCAGACGCAGAUACGUACAUGCUUGUACCCUGCUACGUCCCAUCCAAGUACUUCGUCCUUUCUUUUUCGGAGACACUAAAAAUAGACUUCGUAGUGAUGCAGUCUUUCGAGAUCUACGCCAAUGCCUUUUGGCAUAUUCAGCUACUCGGGGCUGACACGUAUCCAACACGGCAGUGGCGCCUCAUAGCAAACCUUCAGACUGCAGCGGAUGUCUCUUCGGAGCUCUUCGAUCUCAAAUCCGAAUGUGCUGCCCUGAGCAGCUGCUGGGUAAAGUUUCUUAAGGUUCGGCUUCUGACCCACCAUGACGAGGGUCCUCAUUACUACUGCUCCCUUACCUCCUUCCAGGUCUUCGGAGCGACAGGCGUUCAGUUCCUUGAGACGCAAAUCCACGAUGAGUUUGGCGAAGCCGCUCAUGGGACCGACGGGGAGGUCUCUGAAGGGUUCGUUUCUUCGAGCGGCCCUCUUGCUGUUGGUACAUCUGCUGUUAAUGAAGCUGCUGGUGAUUCUUCAAUCGUCGCUACAAAGGAUUUUCGAGAAACUGCUGUGGAGGCUUCUCUGCCCCUAGUCAGUUCAGACCAGUCCGGCUCUCAUGAAGGGACUACACAGCAACUGGAAGCAGCACAAAGCGUGCCUUGUGUUUCUAUCGGCUCCCUAGGCGAGCAGGAACGGGCGAGAGAACGCAGGGGAGUUGGUGAACUGCCGCAGCAUCUCGAAGAGAUGCAGGGCAGCGCCGCUAGUGCUGCCUCUGUGGAGCGUUUGGAUAAGCGUAUUCCCGUCUCUAAGGAUGCCACUGCUUCUUCGGAGGCGGACGGCCUCCAUAACAGCACGGAAAAUUCUGGAGUAAUUGACACACAACGGGAGGCGCCUUCGAUACCUGGAGAACGCCAGCGGAGAGGCCUCUCAGCUGGGAUACACGGAGGCUCACCGUUUGAUGCUCUCAUAGACGGUGCUUCCCUUGCUGCUGUUUCAGCAAGCGCUGAGACAGAAAUUGCCCCGCAACGGGUAGCGCAACAGCAGCAGCAGCAAUUGCAUAGUCUACCGCAAGUUGAGGAAGCGGAGAAAGAAAGCGCCGCUGCGUUGAAUGCACUGUCUGGUGCACUUGAGAAAGCCUUGCAACAGCAGCAGCUUCUUAAGCAGAAACGCCAAAGGCAACAACAGGAACAGGUUGACCUUCAACAUGAAAUCCUAGUAGGCGACCCGGCCUGGGCAGAUAUGAGCUACCCUUCUUUGUCCAUUCCUGGCCUCAGGGAGCUGCUUAGUUUCAGAAGCGGCUUAGUAGACCCCACUCUAUGCAUUGCUAGCAACGGAAACAACGCCAGGAGCGUUUGGAAGGGCUACCAUCCGCUCAUUCAGCCAUCAACUAGCCGCUACAUCUGCAUCCCUCUGGCGGAAGGAACACCGACGACUGGGGCUUCAACGACUGCUCCCCCGGCGAAUAAACCCAGCGCGGCUCAUCAGGUUCAUCUCGUCGCUGCAAACGCGAGUCCUAGCAAGAGCAGCAAGCAGUUGCAAGUAGCUGACGCGGCAACAGAGGCGCUGCGACAGGCAGCUGCCUACGCAAGAGCCUUCCUCUUGGACGCGCUGCAACACCAGCAGCCGCAGCUGCAGCAGAGUCCGAUUGGCGCAGCCUUCCUGCGCUUCCUCAUGACUACGACGCCAGGCGAGCAAGACCAGCAGACGGAGAUACUCCGAGUGUUGUCGCUGCUACUGCAGCCGCCCUCGAUGGACAUGAGCUCAAACAGCGGGGCAGUCAGUGGGGAGGCGGUGAGAGGAGGAAUGGCGGCGGCACCGCCGUUGGGCCCGCGAGAUUCGAAGGGCGAGCACGUAUUGGUAAUGCUGUUAGAGAGAAUGAAGUCUCUGGAGGGGGAAACUGCAGCAUUUAAGGCCGCGGCUGCUGAACGUCAGCAACAGCUACAGCUACAGCAGCAACACCUGUUGCACCUUUCGCUUCUUGUCCAGCUGCAGCAGCAACUGGGGUCCUUCCUGUUUGAACGUUUAGCUGCGUUUGACGGUCUCAUCCCCCACUUGAACCCCUUGGUGCAGCUGCUCGACGAUUCCGAGGCCGCAGCAACAUCGUCGGCAGCAGCGGCACAAGAAGGGGAAGCGCUUAGCGGCACUGUCCCUGCAGCCGCAGAGCAACAGGUCGACCCUCACUGCAGGAGAAUUGAUAGUAACAGCGGUCUCAACAACUUUGGGAAGCGCAAAGAGGAACAGAGGCAACCGCAUCACUGUCGCCACACUGCAAGACAGCGCAGCUGGGGUUGGCCAUGGGAUGCAUUAAAACGGGAGCUGCUGCAGUCACUGGAGUGGGUGUGGCGGUGGCUAUUAUUGCCUUUGGUGCACUGGGGAAGCUACGUUGUCUUUGCUGUUAGAGUAGCACCAAGGUUGCUGCAGGAGUUCUUUUGCAGUGACGCUGAGUCUGCAGUGGUUCAGCAGAGCUGCGCAGCAGCAGCUAGCCUCUAUUUUGGGAUUACGUCGGUUGCAGGAACAGUUGCAUAUGGUGCAACAGUCGGAGCCGACAUCGCGUGCCGGGGCCUUUCUGUCAUUGCAGCAUUCGUGGCGACGGUGUGGACUCGGCUGUUCGCUGCUGUGAACCAGGGGCCUCUUCCACUCUCUCAUGACUGGUCCACCGGCAACGGCAGCAGUCCCUGGACCGAAAGGCUUCUGAUGCUUCAAGAACGAGAAACACAUCAAGGUGUAGAUUCAUCUGUUGCGACUCCGCUCUUGCUGCUCCUGGUUUGCUUUUUCGCCGUUAGUGGCGCAUUCUUCUGGCGACUCCGUCGUGGACAGCGAGUUGCUGCUGCAGCUGCUGGCGAGUGCGCUUUGUUGCGCCGCUCCUUUGAGCUGCUGCAACAGCAGCAUCAGGCACUGGUACAUCAGCUGCAACAGUGCAAGAGGGAACAGCAGCUGCUUCUGCUGCUGACGGCAAACCAUCAGAGUGGCAGCUCCUCCCGAGUUUUUUUGCGUCGCACAGAGUAUGAGACGUACGAAACUGACGUCCAGCAGCGGCAACGAAAGGAAGUUCAGCUAGACGUUCCCGUGAAGGCGGAACUGUCUGCAGGGAUUGUGCGGACUGCAGCUGCCCCCCAAAAUGAGACUUUAAUGGAGGCUCCAGAGCCAUCUGCAUCUUCGUUGAGGAGCCAAGCCCAGCGAGAAGCAGCAGAUGCACCAGGGCCAUCUCUCCUGCGGCGGCUGUCUACUUCUCUAGCCCCUAGAGUAUUCCUCGGGCUAUCUCGAAACACAGGACGCCGACCCCACGUGGCGACUGCAAACUACGAGGGCAGCAGUAGCCGCAGUAUCAACCCCAGUGUUGACAAUGCUGGUGCUUCGCAACCAUCAGGGCAGGGUGGCGAUGCUGUGCUUCCGCAGCGCCGAGGGAUCAUGCUCCAGCAGCGCGAAGGUUACGGCGGGCCUCAAGAGCAGCACACUCAGCAGGAGCAACAGUUGCAGGUUGCCGCUGCGGCGCUGCUGCCAGCACUUGAUACGAAAGCUAUGAGGAGUCUCAAGCUUCAGCGCCACACUUUACGGCAGCGACGCCAAGGGGGUGCCACAACUCCGAUGGCUUCUCCUGCUGCAGCAGCUGUAACGGACGGAGACACGCUUUUGCUGUCUCCUUCAAUAAUCGGUACUGGAAUCUCGUCACACACGCAAAAUGCCUACAUAUCGACAGGGGCAGAACCUGCCCCAGCUACAACCUCCUCGGCAGCCCCUUCGCAAAGUAGCAGCAGCAGAAGCAGCAGCGUCUGCAGCACGAGCGGUAGUCUACAUAUGGUGGCAAAUUCAUAUUUGAAGUCACUGUGGGCGUCGCAGCUCGCGCGAAGCAACGCAAUGCCGCAUGCUUCCCCUUUCUUGCAGUUGACUCAGCGCCAGAUGGAUCUAACUCGCGCUGUAAGGCCCCGACAUAGCGCUGAAGCGGAGGUAAGGGCGUCAAUCAACCCUAGCAGCAGCAGCAGCAGCAAUAGCAGUGUCUAUGGGGGCUCCUGUUACGUAGCUCCCUUAUCAGGGGCUUCACAGGGACGCAACUUCAGGGGCAGCAUGCCGAUGAGCAUCCCCGCGGCGGGCAGGAGCGUGACUGGUGGCGAGACGCCUGACCAGUUUGGGACAGGAGCAGAGGGUGAGGUUCAGCUAUCGGUUGCUAGGAGUUGCGGGAGCGGCGAAACCAGCGUAACUGGCGAUAGUUGCGAAAGCAGCACAAGCAGGGUUUCUCCAGAUGCGUUUUCGGCCAGUGACCCAGUCAAUGCGAUGGAAUUAACGCAGCAGCGAGGAAUUCCUCGUGGCAGGAGAUACCCACGCAUUGGCACUAAAGCUGCAGGGUCUUCUUUGCGGCAGAUUCCUGGUACACUUGCUGUGAUCUCUGCAGGUGCCUUACCAGUCGCUCAUGCCGAGUCGAGUGCACCCGACUUCGCCAGACGCAGUGAAUUCACGAGCGAGGUAGUAUCUAUCGAAGCCAUUGGAGCCGCUGUUAUGGCACCUGUUUCUGAAAUCAGUCCUUCUGCCGAGCUUCAGCAGACACAGCUUUUACAGCCGCAGGAGCAGCAUCUGCCAGCUGCUUUGGCCGCCAGCGGGGGGCGUGAUGGCCGCCGCCGGCGGAAGAAGCGCGGUGCUUCGUGA
Eimeria acervulina is the source of this 7545-nucleotide messenger RNA. Its product is annotated as MFS transporter, related. Bases 1 to 7545 code for a protein of 2514 amino acids. The record is from RefSeq and is a predicted model, not a curated record. Lineage: Eukaryota; Apicomplexa; Conoidasida; Eucoccidiorida; Eimeriidae. Gene Ontology annotation, biological process: protein folding in endoplasmic reticulum. The transcript has 10 exons. Gene Ontology annotation, cellular component: cytoplasm; membrane.